Molecule: messenger RNA, 1901 nt
Organism: Polychytrium aggregatum
Lineage: Eukaryota; Fungi; Chytridiomycota; Chytridiomycetes; Polychytriales
Exons: 7
Coding region: 46-1701 (551 amino acids)
Biological process (GO): endosomal transport; endocytosis
Cellular component (GO): plasma membrane; cytoplasm
Molecular function (GO): calcium ion binding; protein binding
Source: RefSeq, a predicted model, not a curated record
CAUCACCGAGCCAGCUGCUGCAAGCGUCCAAGAAAGACCGCCGCCAUGCGGGCCAUUGCGCUCUACGACUGCUUCGCCGAUGGCGAUGGCGAGAUCAGCUUUUCUGUGGGCCAGCUCAUCCUCGAAGUGACCCCGGACCCGGAGCCUGGCUGGUUCCAAGGCCGUCUCGAAAACGGCACCGUCGGACUAUUCCCAGGCAACUAUGUCCGGUUUGAAGAGGAUCCGCCCAAAAUCAAGCCAAACGCCGACGCAGCGCCCGUCUCGGCCGUGAAACAGGCACAACUGAACUUUGAAAAAAAGGAAACCGGGUCUUCCAACCCUCCGUCCGGUGGAUUGAAGCCAUCGGGAUCGUCGGGCUCCAUCUCCAGCUUGGCCACAGACUUCCGAGCCAAUCUCCGCAAGAUCAGCAAGAGCGACGAGCGGCCGGGGUCGGUAUCGGAUUCGGAGGUCCAGCGGAACAAGGUCAAUCCACAGUCCAUGCGCGCAGCGCUGGUGGAAAAGUCUGGACAUAUUGCCCUUUCGGGGAUGGAGCGAGCCGGCAUCAAGCCCAAGUCGCCCGAACCAAGCCAGAGCCAGAGCCAGAGCCAGGAUCCACGACCAAAUGCAGUCCAGCAAACCGGAAUCAAGUCGUCCUCAAGCGCUACAUCAUUGAGCUCUCUGGGGGACCAACCACCCUCGCUUCCUCGGCGGCCAACGCAGCCCGUCGUACCCAGCGCCGCCGCCUCGAGCACCGAAGAAACUCAGGAGUCUACGAGCGUGGAAGCACUUCGCAGCAAGUUUUCGGGCGGCGUCGCAUCCAAGCCCGCUCAGCCGCCGGUAGUUCCAGGCAAACCCGCUGAGAUCAAAGCCUACAAUGUCGGGGCAAAGGGCGGCAUCAAGUCCGACUCUGAAGCCGAUGAGGCUCCGCGCGCCCUGCGUCCAUCCGAGGUUAAGAAGCUGCAGGGACUAGGCAGUCCCGACGACACAACCAGCGCCCCGGCGACAUCCAAAGCACCGUGGUCGACAAAACCAUCCGAAAUCAAAGCAGCCCAGGUGCUUACGGAUCCUGAUGCUCUCGCGGGCAAUCCCUGGAAGGACAUCAAGGCUGUAUCGACCACUGCAAUUGCGACGGCACCUGCCUCCCAACAGACAUCGCCCGAGCCGCGAACCAAACCAGCGCCGCCUAUCACCCGGUCUUCCACGGAGCCAGCGCCCACCGCAUCGUCUGCCUCAAUCCAGCUUUCGCCUGCCAUCAAGCCGAAGCCGCCUGUGCCGCCGCCAUCGAGAGGUGUGAGGCCAAUCGAGUCGCCCAGCGCCACUCCGGCCCCUCCCACCGCCCCUGUAUCCAGUGGCGGACCGCCGCUCCCACCCCGACCUAACAUCAAGAGCGAUCUACCACCGCCCCUACCACACCGCAAGCCAGCAACAAGCGAUGUACAAACGCUCACUGCAGGCGCCAAGAAACGAUACGAGCGGCUCUUUGCCGAACUUGACAAAGCAGCGGCGGGAUAUCUAAAAGGCGACCAAGUCCGCACGAUCUGGCUCCGAUCCAUGCUCGACAACAAAACCCUAGGACUGAUCUGGAAUCUGGCGGACAUGGACAGCGAUGGCAUGCUGAGCAAGAGCGAGUUUGUAGUCGGAAUGUAUCUGAUAGAUGAACGACUGAGUGGGAACGCCGUGCCCGAGACCCUGUCAGCCGCCAUUGUGUCGCAGUCUCGAUAGUUGGCUGCGACUACCCGGCAGAACCAGACGACGGCGCCUUUGAUUGCAGUUUGGGCUGCGAUUUCUGCUUCCGUCGACAGCACCACACACAUGUACGAUACACCCAAGGCGCUUCCAAGGAAGGCGAGGGAACCCGACGGUUCAAAAGCGCUCCCCCUUGUCACUACCGAGCGGAAAUACAUCAUGUCCUGGAAGUCCGA